Messenger RNA from Tupaia belangeri chinensis (Chinese tree shrew), 1317 nucleotides. RefSeq names its product coiled-coil domain containing 134 (gene CCDC134). The coding region runs from base 223 to 912 and encodes 229 amino acids. NCBI's taxonomy places the organism in Eukaryota, Metazoa, Chordata, Mammalia, Scandentia, Tupaiidae. The transcript is spliced from 7 exons. The record is from RefSeq and is a predicted model, not a curated record.
GCGGCGUUCGGCGGUCCCUGAGGUGCUGCUCGCCCGGUGCUCGGAGUUCGGUUCCUUGCUGCUAUCCUGGUGGAUCCUUGAGUUGGGUUGCUCGCCGAGAGACGGUCCGUCCCCCUCUUGCCGCGUUGCCCAACCUGGUAAUAUCAACUUUAAGGAGGAGACCCGGAGGAAGGGACUCAUUCCCUUUCUUUGGGUUAUUCCUCUGGCUCAAGGGUCUUGGAUAUGGACCUUCUUCAGUUCCUGGCUUUUCUCUUGGUCCUGCUACUGUCCGGGGCAGAAGCCACAGGCACCACGAGGACCUCCCUGGACCCAAGCAUACAGAUAUACAAGAAGAUGUUUGAGGUGAAGCGGCGAGAGCAGCUGUUGGCACUGAAGAACCUGGCACAGCUGAACGAUGUCCACCAGCAAUACAAGAUCCUCGAUGUCAUGCUCAAGGGGCUCUUUAAGGUGCUGGAGGAUUCCCGGGCAGUGCUCAUUGCUGCUGAUGUGCUCCCUGACGGGCCCUUUCCCCAGGACGAGAAGCUCAAGGAUGCCUUCUCCCAUGUGGUGGAGAACACAGCCUUCUUUGGUGAUGUGGUACUGCGCUUCCCAAGGAUUGUGCAUCACUACUUUGACCACAACUCCAACUGGAACCUCCUCAUCCGGUGGGGCAUCAGCUUCUGCAACCAGACAGGCGUGUUUGACCAGGGACCCCACUCGCCCAUCCUCAGCCUGAUGGCCCAGGAGCUGGGGAUCAGCGAGAAAGACUCUGACUUCCAGAACCCAUUUAAAGUAGACCGCACAGAGUUCAUUCCCAGCACUGACCCUCUCCAGAAGGCUCUGAGAGAAGAAGAGAAACGCCGGAAGAAAGAGGAGAAGCGGAAAGAGAUCCGGAAAGGCCCCAGGAUCUCGCGAUCCCAGUCUGAGUUAUAACUCCAGAGCUGCCCAGGGCACCGGAGGCCAGGAGGAGACCAGUUGGGAAAAAGCGGAGGCAGGUGUGGCUGUGGUGCAGCAGUACUGCCCAUGCCAGUGAGCAACAGUCCUUCCACGUGGGAGGCCACAUUUGCUAAGGGGACUGGGCUUCAGAGGGUGGGUUUACCUCCCAGGGAACACUGCUGCAGACAGAACCCUGUGGAGACCACAGGGGAGGUAGGAGGCACCUUGGACCUUCUUUGUGGGCUAAGAAGGGUGGCAGGCUGCUGUCCUUGGUGAGGAAGUAGAAGAACCAGGCUCUGAGCUACAGGGAGAUGCCACACCUGCUGCUGCCCCCACUGUGUCACUGAGUUACCCAACCUAGGUAUGGGCCCCUCUGCAGAGACAAUAAAAGCCAGAAAACUC